AUGGCGGUGAAACGUAUCAUGCUCAAGGAGGAAGAGCGGAACCAGGUUCUACGAGAGAUCGACAUUCUCUUCCGGUGUAGGAGCCCAUAUGUGGUCUCGUAUUUCGGCGUGUUCUUUGAGGAGGGCAAUAUAUCAAUAUGCAUGGAGUACAUGGACUGUGGAAGCUGGGCUGGAAUAUAUCAACAGGCCCUUGCACCCACACCCACCCGAAUCCCGGAAUGGAUCCUACAGUGUAUAUCGGUAGCGGUACUAAAUGGACUGUGUUAUCUCAAGACACAAAAGGUCAUACACAGAGACGUCAAGCCGUCGAAUAUACUCCUCAACUCCAGGGGAGACAUAAAGCUGUGUGACUUCAAUGUGUCAGGUAAUCUCAAGGGGUCUAUGGCGGCCACAUACAUCGGAACAGCAAGAUAUAUGGCUCCAGAACGUAUUGGAAAAUCAGUGAGUUAUGACGUGCGAGUGGACGUCUGGAGUCUAGGACUAGUUCUGGUGGAAUUGGGUAUGGCGUCACCGCCAUACACUGCAGCACCCGCUGCUCCUACUACAGCCAGUAUAAACAACCCAGCAGGCACGCCUACUAAACCCGCGCGAGAUUUUAGUCAAACUCCAUUUGUACUCAUACACAAAAUCAAGAAUGGGCCGCCCCCAUCACUGUGUGAGGAGGAAGGCUUCUCGCACACAUUUUGCAGCUUCGUUAAAGAAUGCUUAAGAAAAGACCCGUUGGACCGUCCGAAGCCAUCACAACUGCUGACUCACGACUACAUAUUAAAUGCACCGGACGUGCGAGAGCGACUGACAAAUUGGAUCGCGGAGCAUCAACUGGGAGAAAAGGCUGAAUUGGGCAGGAUAUCAUAAUUCUCAAAAUUAGCAAUAAAGAAAUCAAGUAAUAGGAAGUGGAUGCAGGUAGCGCAAUACGUGCAAACGGAAUCAGGGUCUGGUGGCAUCGAUGUCCUGAGAUGCCUCGACCUGACCGAUGGCAAAUAAGUGCAAAUUAAAUUGCUAUUGUUCCGUAUUAAAGCAGUCAAAUUAUCG
This is a messenger RNA of Sphaeroforma arctica JP610, 1032 nucleotides long. Its product is annotated as STE/STE7/MEK1 protein kinase. NCBI's taxonomy places the organism in Eukaryota, Ichthyosporea, Ichthyophonida. Gene Ontology annotation, biological process: MAPK cascade; protein phosphorylation. The record is from RefSeq and is a predicted model, not a curated record. Bases 1 to 855 code for a protein of 284 amino acids. The transcript is spliced from 6 exons. Gene Ontology annotation, molecular function: ATP binding; MAP kinase kinase activity.